UUCGCCAAACACAACUCACUGUCUCUGAUUGGUAGCGAAACUACAGUCAGGACCUGUAACGCUGAGUAAUAUUACAGUAUAAAGCAAGGCAGAAGUUCUUGAAAAUUUGAUAAGGUUUCUUUUGGUUUAAAUCAAUAGCAGCUAUGGAUCGAGGUAGAGGAAGAAGGCACUUGAUGAAAGAACCGUUACUUCCUAGUGGAACAAAUACUUUUAUUGAGACCAUUGUUGAAGAAAGCUUUCCUGAUGAUUUUGAAAAUUACUUUGAUGCUGAGAAUGGACAAUUUGACCCAAUUCACACCAUCACGACUUCAUCCACCCAACACGCUGACUUUACAACCUCCACUUCUUCGGCUUCAUCCGGCUCGUUUAUCGGUAGCAGUAUUUCUGAUAACAGUACUUCAGAGCACCCUACGAUGCUACAAGCAACACAGUCCUUCCCAAGGAGCGGACGCUAUCAGCAGAAAUUUCUAGACAGUGGUAGCUCGAACAGCUUCCACAGUUCGGGAUCCCUGCACGAUUGCGUUACCUUCUCGAACCAUGUAUCUCAAAACUGUUUACAAGACGAAAUCUCAGCGUCUUUUCCGCUGCAAAGCACGGGUCCAGGAUUUCUUAGUGAUAGGUCGAGCUACAACAACGCCUGUAUGGGGUCAGCUGGGGUUUUGUCAGACUUCUCGACUACAUCAGAGGAAGACAAUGAUCCACUUAACAUCGAACCAACCAUUCCUCUGGACCCGAACUUUGAUGUCCACGAUUAUCUACAUAGUCUACAGGUUGAGUUCAUCCAAAUCAAGGACCGAAUCUUUGAGAAACAACAGAGUCGUAAAGACAAGAAAGCGAGGCAAAGGAUUGUUGAUGGAAAGGUGAAAAUUUCAGUUAACUCUGAUAAACCGAUUGCUGAGCUUAGGGUGUGGGUACGUCGCGAACCACAGGCCGCGACGCUGUGUAAUGACAAGAAUGGUGAUGUUGAACUUAAAAAGCCAACUUUGUUAAGACACACUCAUAAUCAGUGGCUUUACGUGGUCGACCUAGACUCCGUCUACCAAGGGAAGGAACGACCUGUUUACGAGCUGGCCAAAGUCGAAAUGAACGAACGAAAUAUGUUCGAGAUCCUGGCCCAAGUCGUGUUCAAAAAUGGUGACGUUAGCGAGAAGAUCACUUCCAAGCCGUUUCUCAUCCGGACGCUCAAGAGAACACUCCAGGAUGAUGUCCCCCAGGUGCAAUCAGUGUCCACUAAAAGGCCUCAUACCUGGCAUCCUGGUGGAAUCCCCAGCAAGUCAAUAAAAUAUUCACCACGACGUUAUGUGGAAAACGAGCCAGACUCGUCAGCUUCUCCAGUGGGUUCAUCGACCUCAACGAGCACCACUUCCACAAACGCAGCAAUAGAGAAACUCGUGGUGGAUCAUUUGGAAGCGCAGCGUGCCAACAUCGAACACCUCACUUUCGGGUACAUGCUCCAGACGAAUCGUGGAGACAUCGCUUACCAUAUUCGUCUGACAGACCAGGCACAGGACCUAAAACUGACGGAGGGGGUGGUGGUGGGGUUUUUCCCUUCGGACGGAAAAACUAAAAUCGAGCCGCUUUGUAGUGAGAACAUCAAAGAUGCCGUCAUGGCGGGUGUGAUCAGUAGGUCUGCGUACAUCGAGGCCGAAGUUCCUAGUGAGAAUGACAAAAAUUAUGGCAAAACCGAUGCUGUUUGUGUGAUUGGAAUGAUAGGAGUCCAGGUAGAAGGAAGCGUGCGGACCGGCGAGAGAAUCUAUACUUCAAGCUCAAAGCGUGGAGUAGCUAUCCCAGAAUCCCACCUGCCCCUCGGGGGUGUGAUCGUACACGACAAUACGUUACUAGGCAUGGCAAUGGAACCACGAACACCUAAAGGCCCCGAGGAUCUUAAUGUUGUCAAGUGUUUUGUGUGUAUUGUACUUGGGAUAGGCACCAAGCAGAUGGCGAGAGAGGUAGAGACCAUCUUGGAUGGCAUGGAGAGUAAUCUAAAGCUUCAGGUGAUAAAUUCUUCGAAAAGGACUUGGAGACGUAUCUACUGCCUCGGAACCCUUGCACUACUAUUUCUAGCAUUAGUCGGCUUUCUUCUCUACCAGUAUCUGGCCUCUGGCACUAUGUACUGGUAUUGGAGGUGUGAACGGGGAGGAUUACCAAACCACUACCUGAAAUACACAUUCUUGGACGAAGGCAAGUCAGUUGAAGUGAACGGCGUCGAAUUCACGUACGAUGGAAUAAACAAGAAGCUCAGCGAGUUUUUUGAGAAAAGAGAGAUUAAGCACUUCUUUAAUCGAACAAAUGGUGUUCGUUUCUUUUUGAAUCUGGACCGUUGUGCUUAUGGCGGAGAGCAGGGAGGCGGAUUUUUGAGGAAGACAGUCAAAGGUGGUCUCGUGCUGGUCGUUGGAUGCCACUGUGAAGCGCCAGUAUAUAAGUUUAAAGACGAAAUAUGGUGCGCCUAUAGGUGUGCUAUGAUUCGUGGAAACUUGACAUGUAACCCUACAAGCUGCCCAAGUAAAUCUCCCCUUCACUGGCCACCACAACCUUCCGAGUAUUGCUUCGCUUAUAAAGAUCGUUGGAACGUGACAAAAGAAGGCUGUAGAAUUGAAAAGCCAAAUUCUAGUAUUGCUGUGAUCUCUGUACCUUUGUUACUCUUUUCUUGCCUCUUUUUUCUGACCAGUUACUGGUUUAUUUCAUAUUAAAAAAGUGGCGGUGGUGGUGGGGACUCCCAACUCAAGCGACAGUAGCGUUAAUAAUGUAGGAAUCCCCAGUGUUUAAGCAAAGCAAGAGAUUUCAUGAUUACACGAACACAGUAGCUUGUUUAUUCCAUGUACAAAAGACAAUAUAUAUCUAUCAUUUUGCUUAUCUAUAUUCAUCAAACUGGAUUUGAUUUUGGUUUUAUAGAAGUGUUAAAAGAGUCUAGGAAUGUUGGAAGUUGGGUUAUUCACCGGCACGGCACGGUGCGGUACACCGUACGCUUCGUUCUUACUAUUGCUGGGCUCCAACUAGCUGAUAAAAGUCUUUGAAUCUCAUCAUCUGCUCCAAAUGGUGGUCAAACAGUGACUACCAUGUUCUGUCAACCAGAAAGAAUUCUGAACAUUCCGCGCGAGACAAAAAAUGACAUCAUGUGAAAUUCAGCGAUACUCGUGACUACCUGUAGGGUUUUGCGUUUUUUCUCCUUUUAUUGGUCUCCCUCGAUCACCUAGUUCCAUCCCUACCCCCAAAAAAUUAUAAAUGUUUCUAUGAUAUUCAUAUUUUGUAUUGUAACUAUACUCAAUAUAACUUAACCUUACAUACUAA
Messenger RNA from Actinia tenebrosa (Australian red waratah sea anemone), 3288 nucleotides. RefSeq lists its product as uncharacterized. The record is from RefSeq and is a predicted model, not a curated record. Lineage: Eukaryota; Metazoa; Cnidaria; Anthozoa; Actiniaria; Actiniidae.